AUGGAAGAUGGUCUAGAAGAUGACCAAUCAAAUGGUCAUCAAACAGAAUCAACGAAUGGGUUGGAAGUAGCCGAAGAUGGACCAGGAAAAGAGUAUGAAGUAUAUAUUCGGAACGAGGAACUCGUCGACAAACUCAAACUUUUAAACUACGAGGACGGCUUUUUGAAACUUGGUGUUGCUUAUAAACCAAUUUCAAAACACUACUUUGUGAAAUCAGUAAAUGUGGGUGAGCAGUUCUUUUUGUUUACUUCGUUAGCUGCUUGGCUAAUCAAAAAGUCGGGAGAAGAAUCAUAUAUUAUGCCACAGGAAUUUGAUGAUCCAAACUCUACAAUUGCAAACAUACUAGCAGCUGCGAAAAAUAAGGUACGUUCGUGA
This is a messenger RNA of Caenorhabditis briggsae, 375 nucleotides long. Gene Ontology annotation, biological process: non-motile cilium assembly; intraciliary transport. The coding region runs from base 1 to 375 and encodes 124 amino acids. Gene Ontology annotation, cellular component: cilium; centrosome; Golgi apparatus. NCBI's taxonomy places the organism in Eukaryota, Metazoa, Nematoda, Chromadorea, Rhabditida, Rhabditidae. The record is from RefSeq and is a predicted model, not a curated record. The transcript has 4 exons.